AUGAUGUCCUCAAAGUUUGGCCACGCAAGUCUGACCCUCAGUGUCUAUCUGUUGACACUGAGCAAUCUGAGUCGUGCCUGGGAGCUUGAGAUCUUUGCGGACGUUACCCAACAGCUACCCCCCAAUGGUAACGGUGAUGUGGGCUGCGCUGAGCUCACCACUUUGCGCCGGAGUUUCGAGUUGAAUGACGUUGGGAGCUGUAUCUUCACGACUGUGCAGAUGAUACCGACAAACUCUUACGAUGCUGGCGAGCAAGAAGAGUGUAUUCUGCCUGACUAUACUUGGAGUUCGUCUGAUGCCACCGGGUGCUAG
This is a messenger RNA of Penicillium chermesinum, 312 nucleotides long. RefSeq lists its product as uncharacterized. Bases 1 to 312 code for a protein of 103 amino acids. The record is from RefSeq and is a predicted model, not a curated record. Lineage: Eukaryota; Fungi; Ascomycota; Eurotiomycetes; Eurotiales; Aspergillaceae. The transcript has 3 exons.